Brassica rapa (field mustard) is the source of this 1723-nucleotide messenger RNA. Its product is annotated as endonuclease 5. NCBI's taxonomy places the organism in Eukaryota, Viridiplantae, Streptophyta, Magnoliopsida, Brassicales, Brassicaceae. Gene Ontology annotation, biological process: DNA catabolic process. The record is from RefSeq and is a predicted model, not a curated record. Gene Ontology annotation, molecular function: endonuclease activity; nucleic acid binding.
CUGUCAUCUCUACUCCAGCUGCUGGUUGUGUGUAUCCUGAUUCCACAACCGUCCAAUACUCCUUGGAGCGCAGGAGAUUUUCCAUGACCAUGCUCCAGUGUUCAUAAUCCCCAUCAAAUUUGGGAAUUGCAGGCGCAGAGUAACCACCGUUGCCAUUGCCUUCUCCACUCAUUCUCUCUUUUCUUUCUCUCUCAAUUUGAAGUAAGCUCUGAUACCAGAUUGUAAAUCUCAAGACGUUACUUCUGGAAAACUGACUUGUGUUCAUUAAAGAGAAAUACAAUGGCUAUAUAGUCUUACAGGAAACAGAGCGUGAAACAGAAUGAACCAACUACUCCUAAGAAAUAGCAAGCGUGAUCCAAACACGAUGACCACGUUUGACUGAAACAGAAACAACAAACUUCCUAAAGAAUAGGACAAGACAACAACUUAAAACCCCAACAAAUAAUUUAUAGUUUUUCUAUAGAGGAGAUCAAACACAACCCAAUGUAAGUAGAGAUAGAGAGUAGAGCAGUUGAAUCAAAAGCAGAGAAGCACCAAAGAUCAAGUCUUCUUUUCAGAAUGAGAUUGUCGUUGAGACAGUGGGUUGCGAGUGUGCUCGUGCUUACACAGCUUGUACAUGGAGCUCUAUGUUGGGGGAAGGAUGGUCAUUACACUGUCUGCAAAAUAGCCGAGGGAUACUUUGAGGAAGAAACUAUAGCUGCAGUAAAGAAACUUCUCCCUGAAUCUUCUCAAGGAGGAGGAGAUCUAGCAUCUUUUUGCUCAUGGCCUGAUGAGAUUAAACACCUCUCGCAAUGGCAAUGGACUAGCUCUUUGCACUAUGUUAACACACCUGAAUACAGAUGCAACUACCAAUACUGUCGGGACUGCCACGACAGUCAUAUGCAAAAGGACUGGUGUGUGACAGGAGCAAUCUUCAAUUACACAAGGCAACUUAUGUCUGCUUCUGUAAACUCAGAGAGUUUAGUCCAUUAUAACUUGACAGAGGCUCUCAUGUUCUUAUCACACUAUAUGGGAGAUGUCCAUCAGCCAUUGCAUACUGGUUUCCGUGAAGAUCAAGGUGGAAACACAAUAAUAGUCCACUGGUACAAUAGCAAAACGAAUUUACACAAUGUAUGGGAUGACUUGAUUAUUGAAUCUGCUCUCAAACAAUAUUACAAUUCAAGUCUUCCAGUCAUGAUUCAAGCCCUUCAAGCCAAACUCAUGAAUGGCUGGUCAAAUGAUGUUCCAUCGUGGAAGUCCUGCCAAUUUAACCAAACAGCAUGUCCAAAUCAGUAUGCAUCUGAAAGCAUAGAUCUUGCCUGCAAGUAUGCUUAUAGGAAUGCCACCCCAGGAACUACUAUAGGAGAUGAGUAUUUUCUCUCUCGGUUACCCAUUGUUGAGAAAAGACUUGCGCAAGGCGGGAUUCGCCUGGCGGCAAUUAUUAACCGUAUCUUUUCUGCAAAAACAAAGCUGGCCGGAGCAUGAAGCUAAGAUAAAAGUUUCCUGGAAAACCACACGUUUUCGUUGUGUGUCCACCCAACUUACAACACUCUUUUUUUUUUCCAACCUUCAAGCCCUACACCAAGUUUAUAGAGAUGCAAUCUUUUUUCAACUUUAAGCAUGAAACCAAAGUGUUUGGCCUAGUGCUAGUAGUACAAGAUGGUUGGUUCUUUUAAUUAUUCCCCGAGUACAAACUAUCUUUGAUACGGGAAUUCUUUAAAUUGGAAUAUUUAAACUUGAACUA